Molecule: messenger RNA, 949 nt
Organism: Toxorhynchites rutilus septentrionalis
Lineage: Eukaryota; Metazoa; Arthropoda; Insecta; Diptera; Culicidae
Gene: mad2
Product: mitotic spindle assembly checkpoint protein MAD2A
Exons: 2
Coding region: 168-785 (205 amino acids)
Biological process (GO): mitotic spindle assembly checkpoint signaling
Cellular component (GO): kinetochore; cytoplasm; nucleoplasm
Source: RefSeq, a predicted model, not a curated record
CUUUACAAAUGUUGUCAGUUGUCAGUGCACUGGUUGGGAGGGAAGUGAAUCAAAACACAUUUGCCGGCUGAAAAGAUCGUUACGAAAAGUAUUUAUUCAACGGAAGCAUAAAUAAUUUAAGCAAUACAAGUGAUAGUUACGAAGUUUUCCCUCCAACAUUCCGCCUAAUGUCUGUCUCGACUCAGAAUGCGAUCACCCUCAAGGGUUCGGCUGCCAUUAUUGUGGAAUACCUGAACUACGGAAUCAAUUCGAUCCUCUUCCAGCGGGGCAUUUAUCCACCCGAACAGUUCACCAGUGUUCAGCAGUAUGGCCUGACUAUCCUGAUGUCGAAAGACGACAAAAUAAAAGUCUUCCUGCAGAAAGUGCUUGACCAGGUGCAGGAGUGGCUCGCCCGGAAUGAGGUGGAGAAGGUCUCGAUGGUGAUCACUAACGUACACACCAAAGAAGUGCUCGAGUGUUGGGACUUCAAGGUACUGAACGAAACCAGCUUUGGACCGAAAAUGGAUCCGGAUAAUCCCACCUCAUCGAAGGAACUGAAGAAGAUCCAGGCGGAGAUACGCGACGUGAUGCGACAGAUUGCGGCCACCAUCAGCUAUCUGCCGCUGAUCGAGCAAAUCUGCACCUUUGAUGUGUUGAUACACACGCUGAAAAACUCGGAAGUGCCGGAACAGUGGAACGAAACGGCGGAGGUGCGAAUCCAGAACGCCCAGACGGUACAGCUGAAGUCGUUCUCCACGGGACUGCACAAGAUGAGCACGAUCGUUAAUUAUAAGAUGACUGAUUGAAACGGAGAGAGAGUACUUUUGAUUCCACAGCGUAUUUAAUGUAACAAAAUUAGGAUUAUGGCGAUUUCGCUGCUUAGACUAUAAGACCUAUUUAAUAUGUUUUUAAAAAUGUUAUUGUAAAAUGAAAUAAAUGUCUGCCCUUUUAUCAGGACUCGAUUAUGUCA